UUUUCUCUUCGAACCGGUUUGUUACUUGUCUCAUCACAUGAUCGGAAGUUACGUAUUUCUACGUUCUUUGCCCUUCUGGUCAAGGUCGGGUGUUUACUGCUGCUGUUGUUGCCUUGUAGACUGAGCUGAACAUGGCAGAAGAAGGUAAGGAGGCUUUUGUGACCUUAGCAACAAAUGAUACCUAUGUAUUGGGAUGUUUGGUCCUUGGAGAAUCCUUACGGAGAACCAAAACUCAAAGAAAAUUAGUUGUGCUCAUUACAAAAGGUGUAUCCGAGUGUCUCAGAAAAAAUCUUAAAGAUGUUUUUGAUGAAGUUUGUGAAGUUGACUUAAUUUCUAGUCAUGACUACAAAAAUCUUCAACUCCUUGGUAGGCCUGAUCUCAAUGUAACGUUCACAAAACUUUACUGUUGGAAAUUAACACAGUACUCGAAAUGUGUGUUUUUAGAUGCUGACACAUUGGUUCUUGAUUGUGUGGAUGAGCUUUUUGAAAAGGAGGAACUUUCUGCUGCUCCUGAUCCAGGAUGGCCUGAUUGCUUCAAUUCGGGUGUUUUUGUAAUGCAACCAAAUGAAGAAACAUAUAAGUCAUUGAUCCAGUUUGCUAAGACCGAAGGCUCGUUUGAUGGUGGUGACCAAGGAUUAUUGAAUUUAUACUUUAAGGAUUGGGCUACAAAAGAUAUUAAGAAGCAUCUGCCAUUUGUUUAUAAUGUUGUUUCUCAAGCAUUUUACAGUUACUUACCAGCAUUUAAGCAGUUCAAGCAAAACGUAAAGAUUGUACAUUUUCUUGGUGCUAUCAAACCUUGGCAACACUGUUACAAUGCUAAAACAAAGAAAGUAACCCCACUGCCUAAUUCUGGUCAUGAUCCAGAUUUCCUCCAGCGAUGGUGGAACAUUUACAUGGAGUCUGUUUAUCCUGUAAUCGAUCACGGGAAAUCAGAAGAAUUAAAGGAGUUUAAUUUGUCAACUGCCUCUCCCUCUUUUCUUCCUACUUCUCCUUCUCCUCCCCCACUUUCUAGGAUUGCUCUUACUGGUCCAAUCAUUGGUGGAGAUUUAAGCGGUCACGGACAGAGAGCAGUAAUGGAUGAAUUUGAAAAACGUAUGGCAUGGGAGCAUGGUGAGAUUGACUAUAUGGGGCAAGAUAGCUUUGAUAACAUCCAACGGAAACUUGAUUUGAAUUUAAAUCAAAAUCAGUCGGGCAGCAUGUGAAUGAUUUAUACUCAAGUCAAGUGAAAAAAGAAAAGAAAAAAACGUUCAAAACUUGUUUUGAAUAAGCUACAUAUAUUGAAACUGCUCCAAAGCUAUUAAAUCAACUAACAAACUA
Molecule: messenger RNA, 1317 nt
Organism: Octopus sinensis (East Asian common octopus)
Lineage: Eukaryota; Metazoa; Mollusca; Cephalopoda; Octopoda; Octopodidae
Product: glycogenin-1
Exons: 9
Coding region: 132-1202 (356 amino acids)
Cellular component (GO): cytoplasm
Molecular function (GO): glycosyltransferase activity
Source: RefSeq, a predicted model, not a curated record